ACAGUUAUCUUCUUUUCGCUGUUUUUACUGUUUUCAAUGCCUCUACUGAUCUAUUAUAAUUCAAGCAUCAACCUCCUCCUGAAAAAACGAGAGAGAGGCCGGGAGAGAGUAAGAGGCUACGGACGAGGAUCACGGCAGUGGCAGUCGGCACGGAGCUUUGAGAGUUUCAGAGAACAGGGACGGCGACACAGUAGACAGAUCGAUCGGUGUGAUGCAGGAGUAUACAAACAGUCAAUCCCCUUCUUCUUUGCAAACUUUCCAGCCGACUGGAAGCAUGAGCAGAUGUGGAGGUAUUUCAAACGGUUUGGAAGAGUUCUGGGGAUGUACUGCCCUUCCAGACGGGACAAGCAAGGCAGGAGAUUUGGAUUUGUACGCUUUCUUGAUGCAAAGAAUGCAAGGGAACUGGAGAACCAAAUGAAUGAUCUAUGGGUAGGGAAUUUCAAGCUUCAAGUGAAUCAGGCCAGAUUUGAGAGGGAGAAAUAUGAGACAAGGGAUCAGAAGGUACAGAGAACCAAUGGAGGAGAGAAGGAUGGCGUGAAUAGAAGAGUAGAAUGGAGGGGUAUCCAAACUGAGAAGCUGGUGAGCUAUGCAGACAUAGUAAAAAGGGGAACCGGGAAGGUUAGGGCCAUGGGAGGAAACCUCGUCUUGUUGGAAGGUGCAGAUCAGGAUGAAAUGAAAGAGUUGGUGGAGAAUGGAGAAGAUUGGCUUCGACAAUGGUUUGACGAACUUAAGCCAUGGACUCCGACAACGGUGGCUAGCGAGAGAUUUACUUGGAUACGGUGCCAGGGAUUACGCUUCAUGCCUGGAAUUAAACUUAGAGUGAAAAUUAAUGGGGUGGUGUAUAAUGUUAAAUGUACAGAUGAGGAAUCAUCUAAUAACCUGCUACUUAUGAAUUCAGAUUUCAAGUAUACAUUGCCAAGCGAGGAAGAUGAAGAUGAUGAGUCCUGCUCAGUUCAAAGUCUCAAAGAUGCAGAGUUAGUCUCAGAUGGACAUGUAAAUUUCCAGUUGGAAGAGAUUGAGGUUGAAGACGAUGACGGGGCAGGGGCAAAUUACGUGGCAGGGAUGAAUGACAUGGCAAAAAGGAAUGAUGUGAUUGCUGAACCAUUGCUAGAGAAUAGCAUUAAUGGCGGUAAUGAUGCACCUAUUACCUUGAGACACCAAGCUGAAAGGAGUAUUACAGACUUGGGAAAUCAUAAUUGUAAUGGCAAUUACAACUUUUCAAAAGAGGUGGAAGGGAAAGAUCAGAGAGUGUCACCCCACGACAUGAUUGAGGAAAAUUUAAAUUGCAACACACAACAGUCCUCCUCGGGAAUAGAUAGAUUUGGUGGAUUAUUUGGCGUAAACAGAGUGGAAAGCUCAUUAGAGGAAGGUAGAACAGAAGGUGAAGCGAUAAUUGAUGUAGCUAAUGAAUUGGGCUCAGAAAAUGAAGGGGACCAUAGUAAGGAGAAUGGGCUAAAUAUUAUUGAUGGGCCUAGUGGAAAGGGCCGCAAUAAGAAGAUGGAAUUGGAGAAGGAAAAGAAAAUGCAAUUCUUACCAGACCCAUCCAAGAAGGUAGCAGGAGAAUUAAUCUCAAAUGGGAAUAUUCUAAACUAUAACAAUAACGUGUGGCUUCAAAGAUCAAGAAGAGAUGCUAAGGAGCUAUGGAAGCAAGCAAAAUUAAUGGGUGUGACUGGUAGAGAAAACAAAGAAGAAAUAAUUCAAAGGCUGGAAGAUAUGGAGAAUUGAGACAGGUCAAGAAGAAAAAUGAUUUCCAUACAUCGUUACCCAUUAAGUUGAUUUGUGGCCUUUCUUUGCUCUUCAUCUCUAUUGCAGCAAUGAUGGUGGCAUUUUGUGCUACUCUUUACAUGAUGCUACAUGAGGAAAUGGGGAUAGCCAUUUCAAUAAUAUUUCUUGCCGCUAUUCCUGUCACUUUGUUUAUAUUGCUACAAUAUCCUCUUUUUGUUGAGAUUUAUGGCUCAACUUUUCGUCGAUACAUCUUUAAUAGGAGAAGAUACUGGAAAUACGGAAAGAAUGUAUGCUCAGGUUUCAAUAGGAGAUGGUGGUUCAAAAUGAGGAGAGGAUCGCUGUUUGUGAUAUUGUGUGCUCUUGUUUUUCUUUAUUAUAUUUCAUUUAAUGUAUUUAUUAUAAAAUUGUACUGGUGAU
Molecule: messenger RNA, 2142 nt
Organism: Rubroshorea leprosula
Lineage: Eukaryota; Viridiplantae; Streptophyta; Magnoliopsida; Malvales; Dipterocarpaceae
Source: the annotation of a GenBank genome assembly